Molecule: messenger RNA, 1368 nt
Organism: Hermetia illucens (black soldier fly)
Lineage: Eukaryota; Metazoa; Arthropoda; Insecta; Diptera; Stratiomyidae
Exons: 2
Coding region: 413-1174 (253 amino acids)
Biological process (GO): regulation of alternative mRNA splicing, via spliceosome
Cellular component (GO): nucleus
Molecular function (GO): single-stranded RNA binding
Source: RefSeq, a predicted model, not a curated record
UUUGGGAUAUAAUCAAAAUAGGCCACCUUUGGAAGCAUUUUGUCAAAAUUCACACAGCAAAAUUCAGAAAUUCUUAAGCCGAAAUGCCAAUCGCAACAGCUUUCAUGAUUUAUUUAGAAAAUUUUAAUCGUCUUAUUUAAUUUAUUAAAAGCCAGCGAACUUGCAGAAUUAAUUCUGUGUAAAUUUCUUCUUUAAUUGUGUACAACCGCCUUUUAAAAUUCUCUGGAUAUCAUUUAUUCAGUGGGGCUGAAAUUAUGUUUUCGAAAUUAGCUUAAUUGUAUUGGAGUCAAAAUUAACUCAAAUAUUGUAAAUGCAAUUGUUUUAAUAUUUUAAACGAAAUAGGGCCGAUUUGUAAAUUUGUUUAUUAUUAGCAAAUGUUUAUUAAAUAGAAUUGUUCAAAUAUAUAGUGAUCAUGCAAAUUCGUGAAGGAUGUUUGGCGGAUUGUACGGAAGAAUCUGCUUUAAGCGACGACGAUAAAAAAGAGAACAGAAAAAUCUUUUGUGGUAAUUUAAGCGAAAAAGUUACAGAGGUCAUACUUUUCGAAUUGUUUCUGCAUGCCGGACCGAUUGAGAGUGUGGAAAUACCUAGGACCAAGGACGGCCGUGCUCGAAACUAUGCUUUUAUUACAUAUGUCCACGUAAACUCUGUGCCUUAUGCCUUUAAACUUUUUGCCGAGAUUCAGUUGUAUAAUCGGAAACUUGUAUUAAGGAAUCGCAAAAUAGCCAGGGGAAGCACUCACUUGAAAGAACCUAAAGUGGGUAAAUCUAUUAUCAAAAAAAUUCCCCAUGUUAGUGUUGAAUGUCAAGAGUCUAAAGGAAUGCAAAAGAACUCAAACCAUAGGCACAAAAGGCAGAAUAGCCAAAUUAAGCGAGCGGACAAAGAUGACUCGCCUAAUCAAAAGAUGGAAACUACUAUACCUGUUCUACCCAGAAUUCCACUUCGUGUGAAUAAUGAAUGUCAGGUUUAUAGGAAGAUCUUAGAUAAUACCGGAGAUACUCACUGCAUGAACCAACUGCCGCAUUGCAGCAUGAUGGGUCAGUCUUUUAGGGGGCCAGAGGUGAAUCCAAUUUUGAACUACUUUCCGCCCGGUACGAUAAAUUUAACAACGCAGCUGUUGUCCAACUAUAUCUAUAUUAUGCAAAAAGUUAUCCCCCAUUGGCCACGGAUGCAGUAACAAGAUGUAUUAUAAUUAUAACUAAUAAUAUUAAUUCUCCACCGGUCAAAAUGUGUCGCUUUUGGUUUGAUUUUCGGGCGAAGUGGAUGUCUUAAAAGCUGCGAUUGUGUAUAUUUCAGGGACGAAUUACCAUUUGUUUAUCAUAAAUUUUAUAGUUUGCGAAAAAUUCCAAUAAAGUUUUUAUUUGCAAAUUA